Solanum lycopersicum (tomato) is the source of this 3283-nucleotide messenger RNA. Its product is annotated as probable LRR receptor-like serine/threonine-protein kinase At1g06840. Gene Ontology annotation, molecular function: ATP binding; protein kinase activity; protein binding. NCBI's taxonomy places the organism in Eukaryota, Viridiplantae, Streptophyta, Magnoliopsida, Solanales, Solanaceae. Gene Ontology annotation, biological process: protein phosphorylation. The record is from RefSeq and is a predicted model, not a curated record.
CUCCAAUUUAUUCCAAUAUCUAGUACAAGUUUAUUAAAAUGGUACUACUAUGCAGACAUUAUAUUCUCUAUACAUUGUUUGAGUACUCUUGUCAAUCUCUUUAAGGUUUUCUGAUAUUUGGAUAUGGGAAGGGAGAAGGAAGUAAUAUUACUGAUUGUGGUUCUUUCAACAUGUUUUUCUGUUUAUGGACAAGAUAUGCUCACUGAUCCAGAUGAAGUGACGGCGCUAGAGGCCAUUCAUGGAAGCCUGGAAGAUCCGAUGGGUUAUCUCAGAAAUUGGGAAAAGGAGAAAGACCCUUGCACUUCUUGGUCAUUUGUUCAUUGCCUUCAAAACGAAACCGACGGUUACCAGCAUGUUCAAGAAUUGCGUCUGAUGAAUUUGUCCCUAUCUGGUACACUAGCUCCUGAGCUUGGCCAACUUAAACAUAUGGAGAUUUUGAAUUUCAUGUGGAACAGAAUUAGUGGCAGUAUACCUAAGGAGAUAGGAAGCAUUACUGCUCUGAGGCUACUGCUUUUGAGUGGAAAUCAAAUAUCAGGUUCUUUACCAGAAGAGCUCGGUUAUCUUCCUAACUUAAACAAAUUUCAGUUGGACUUAAAUGAUAUAUCAGGACCAAUACCAAAAUCGUUUGCAAACUUGCCAAAAGUUGCACAUUUCCAUAUGAAUAACAAUUCAAUAAGCGGUCAAAUUCCUCCAGAGCUGUCUGUUUUACCCCGGCUUCAACACUUCCUUCUGGACAAUAACAACUUAUCGGGUUACCUUCCACCAGAGCUUGCAUUGAUGCCGAACCUAACGAUUCUUCAACUUGACAACAAUAACUUUGAAGGCUCGGGGCUUCCGGCUUCUUACAGCAAUAUGUCCAAACUAUUUAAGUUGAGUCUUAGGAACUGCAACUUGCAAGGAACAGUUCCUGAUCUAAGCACAAUACCACACCUUCUUUACUUAGACCUUAGCAGAAACCAACUCACAGGAAAUAUACCUUCCAAUAAGCUGUCUGAUAAUAUCACAACCAUCAUUCUGUCAGGAAACAUGCUUAAUGGUUCUAUCCCUUCAAACUUUUCUGUCCUUCCAAAUCUGCAGAGGCUGUCACUCAACAAUAAUAGGUUAAGUGGUUUUGUGCCAACUACCAUUUGGGAGAAUAAGACAUUUUCCCCAGGUGCAAAACUUAGAUUGAACUUUCAACGUAAUUUUCUCUCAGAUAUUUCGGGUAUUCUUGAUCCUCCUCCAAAUGUUGAUAUUAUGCUUUAUGGAAAUCCUGUUUGUGGAAAUGCAAAUGAGCGCCAGAUUACCCAAUUUUGUAAAUCAAGAGACGGAGGUGAAGAGUAUGGACGCUUGAACAACUCUAUUCCAAGUUGUGCAGCCCAGCUGCCUUGCGACGUGGAUUUUGAACAUGUCCCAGCAUUAAUGAAUGACUGCUUUUGUGCAGCACCUUUUGGAGUCGGUUUGCGUUUAAGAAGCCCUAGCAUUUCAGACUUUCCACCACAUUAUAGUGACUUUGAACAGUGGAUUACAAAAAGUGUUAAUUUGAAUGAUUAUCAACUGCACAUUGAUUCGGUUGCAUGGCAAAACGGUCCUAGGCUUAGGUUCUUUUUGAAAUUCUUCCCUCCACGUGCAAAUGACUCUGGAACCAAUGAUUUUGGAAAAUUUAAUGACAGCGAGAUAGUACGGAUCGCAAAUAAGUUUGCCUUUUUUAAUCUUACUGGAAAUGAUAUCUUUGGCCCUUAUGACCUGCUCAAUUUCACUGCCAUGGCAUAUAAUUCUGUCCUUUUUCCUCCGUUGGGAGAAGAGGGAAGCAGAAAAAACAGAGGCACUGUGGUUGGAAUUGUCUUAGGGUCCAUAUUUGCUGCAGCUGUGCUACUUAUGGCCAUAAUAUUCGUGUUGUUUAAAAUGCGGCGGAGGUCACACGUUUCAAAAGAUCAACCAUUACCAAAAUUUCCAAUGCGAAUAGAAGGUGUUAAGGCAUUGGGUUUUAAGGAAUUAGAGGCAGCAACUAACAGUUUUAGCAGUACUGCUGAAAUUGGCCAAGGAGGCUAUGGAAAAGUCUACAAAGGCACUUUGGCAGAGGGAACAAUAGUGGCAAUAAAACGUGCACAACAAGGCUCAUUACAGGGGGAGAAAGAGUUCUAUACUGAGAUAGAAUUACUGUCACGUGUACAUCACCGAAAUCUGGUUUCCUUGGUGGGAUACUGUAAUGAAGGAAGUGAACAAAUGUUGGUGUAUGAGUACAUGCCAAAUGGUUCCUUGCAUGAUCUUCUCUCUGCUAGAUAUGGGGAACGUCUGAGUCUUGGAACAAGGUUAUACAUUGCUUUAGGUGCUGCCAGGGGCAUCCUCUACCUCCAUACUGAGGCUAAUCCUCCAAUAAUCCAUCGUGAUAUCAAAGCAAAUAACAUACUGUUGGACUCUAAGUUCACUGCAAAAGUCUCUGAUUUUGGAAUCUCAAAGCUUGCACCGUUACCUGAUGCUGAAACGAGUGGACAUGUAUCAACUGUUGUGAAAGGAACUCCUGGCUACCUUGAUCCUGAGUACUUCUUUACUCACAAGUUGACAGAGAAAAGUGAUGUUUAUAGCCUUGGUAUUGUAUUUCUGGAGCUUUUAACAGGGAUGCGACCUAUAUCUCAGGGAAGGAACAUCGUCCGAGAGGUGAAUGCAGCAUGUGAAUCAGGGAUGAUGUCUUCUAUUAUCGACAAGGGUAUAGGUCCAUAUUCCUCAGAUUGUGUCAAGAAAUUCCUGGAUUUGGCUCUCAGGUGUUCACUGGAUGAACAAAAGGAUAGACCUUUAAUGCUGGAGGUGGUGAGAGAGUUAGAGGACAUCACUUACAUGCUUCCAUCUGUAUUCGACUAUAAUAUUCCACCAGAUACAGAUGUUUCCACGUCUGGAAUGUCAUCAUCACCACCAACUUCAACUUAUUCCAGACACACUACCACCUACACAACUAUGGAAGGAAUUGAGCUUGUGAGCGGUGUCAUUCCCACCAUCAGGCCUCGUUGAUGCGCUUAAUCACUUGCUAUAUACCCUUCAUUUACCAACAUGUUAAUGGUCAGAUUCUGAAGUAUUAGAAGUUUCACAUUUUAGUCUGAGGUAUGUAAUGUACAUAUAUGUAUUAUAAGCAGGUUGAAUCAACUCUGAGACCAUGAAAAGACUUGUAUAUAAUCAUAUGGUGACGUUGUUUUCCAUUAGAUAUGCCCUCUUGUUUAUGACCAUAAUAAGUGAUGAGUUUACGGAAUAUACCGUCAGCGUAAACAAUUUUUAUAUCAUCAGAUCAUUUUUACAAAUGGUUAUGUUACUA